GCGAAAAAUGUUGUGAGGAGCCGCAAACUAAAAUAUAUAGUAUAUAAAGCUUGUUUUGAAAGGUAUUUGCAUAAUUGCCAUGGGGUUUUGUUGCAAACUAUUGACCCUUUUGCUGGCCGCUAUUUUCAUCCAUGUGUCUCUCUCCUUGGAGUUCAUGGACGAAGGCUUCUUGGCCAACGAUGAGGCUGAGGAGAACUCCGCCGAGGUGCCAGCCAUCAUAACAGGCUAUACGAGGGACACCAUUGCUCAUUUCAGUCCCCGCAGACCGGAGGCAGGUUUCCGGCAGCUGUGGGAGCGGGUUCCUCUCCAGAAAGAUGUGAUCAAGAGGCGUUAGUAGGGAAUAUUUACCAUUAAAACAAAUAAAUAUUUGUA
Messenger RNA from Drosophila kikkawai, 372 nucleotides. RefSeq lists its product as uncharacterized. NCBI's taxonomy places the organism in Eukaryota, Metazoa, Arthropoda, Insecta, Diptera, Drosophilidae. The record is from RefSeq and is a predicted model, not a curated record.